This is a messenger RNA of Papilio polytes (common Mormon), 5812 nucleotides long. RefSeq names its product CAP-Gly domain-containing linker protein 1-like (gene CLIP-190). The transcript is spliced from 11 exons. The record is from RefSeq and is a predicted model, not a curated record. The coding region runs from base 1202 to 5428 and encodes 1408 amino acids. Lineage: Eukaryota; Metazoa; Arthropoda; Insecta; Lepidoptera; Papilionidae.
UUCUCCGGCUUCGGCAAGACCUACCACUUCUCCUGCGUCUCGCCCUUCCAGUUCACCUACCCCAACGUUGUAUACAUUUAAACGCGAUAGUUCCUUCAUAUGAUAACCGAUGGUUCCGAAACAUGUUCAGAGGUGCGAGGCGCCCCUGAAUAUUGUCCGUCCUGAUUAUUUUCCUCCAUUCAUAGCAUUUACAAUUAAUUCAUUGGCACAAAUAAAGAGCAGCAGGAGAUAUGGUUAGUGCAGUAGGUGUGCUUACCGUCUGCAUGAGCAUCGGUUUUAUUUUGUUUGUAGUUGGCACCCCUUGGUUUGGCCCUUGUCUUUAUUUUAUGUUACUAACAAUUAUUUUUAAUUCAUCAUACUAACUCGAGUUGAUUUUAUUUCGCUCUUAUCAAGCUAUUCAUGUCACAGUUUGUCCCGCACUGAAUAAUAAAGAGACUGUCGUAGUCAUAUCGUAGAAGUUUAUUAUGAUUUAAUCUGUGAUAUUAUUUUAAGAUCUCAUAUAAGACACAUAUUUGUGAUGAUGUCUUUUUUACUAUUACAUACUUUAAUUUUUUUGCUUAAUUUACAAUAAUUCACUUCGGCAUGAAUUAAAAGUUGACAAUAAUUUGUUGCCAAAGAUAUAUUUUUAUUUACGUUUACGAGUAUAAUAUUGUUUUUUAGUGUUGAAUUUCACAAUGCAUCUCAGAAAAGUUUAUUUUUUAAGUAUACUUAGAAUUGCAUUAGCACUACGACAAGAACACAAGACCAUUUGUUUGAUCAUUUUUGCUAAGAAUAUAAACAGUUGUUGAUCAAACAACUGUUCCAAGUAUUUCUUAUGCACUCCCAAAUAGCGGUUAUGCAUUUCCACCAUUGAUUUAAAAUUAUAUUUUGUUAUAAUUUAAUUUUACUGAUAUUAAUCCGAUUUGUGUUUGUUUUGAUUUUUUUAAUUAUUUUCUGUACACAGAAAGUGAUAAGAUACCGAAACUAGGGUAAUAAAUCAAAUUGUGUUACUAAUAUGAUAUCGCUUAGACUCUAAGCAACAUUGACAACAAAAAAAAAUUAAAGCAACUGGAUUUAUCUUACUAAGGCUGUUCUACACAAAGCGAGUAAAUAAACAACAAAAUCUUAUAGCAUUCUGUGUACAGGUUACAGCUUUGCUAUGUAGUAUAGCUGCAGUGGGAAUUGAGUGCGUUAACGCGUGUUGUUUUAUUCUGUUCUCCCCAUGUUUGUUUGCGCGUUCGCACUGUCACUAACGGCACGGCAGCGAGUCGGUCCGAGAGCCUCGUCCACACCCGUCAGCGCCAAGAACGCGUUGCAGGAGCUAUUGCGGGAGAAACAACAUCACUUGGAGCGGUUGAUGCGUGAACGAGAAUUGGAGCGCGCAGAGAUCGCCAAAGUGUCCCUCCAGGCGGAAAGAGCGGAGACCGCCUUGGAAAUUAUUAAAAAAGAAGCAACACAGGCCAGCACAGAAAAUGCAAAACUUAAAAUCGAACUGGACAAACUCAAUAAAAUGUUGGAGGACGAAAAGCAGAAGGUGGAAGACCUCAUGUUCCGAAACGAAGAAGAGAAUAUUAAUCGAGAAGAUUAUAAUAGAUAUAAGGAUGCCAUGGAGCAAGAGAAGGCAGCUAGAGAGAAACACAUUCGUGAACUGGAAGCAGAGAUAGCGCUGCAGUCCGCUAGAGCUGACACUACAGCCGGAGCGCUGAAAGCACUUGAAGAUCAACGCACUAUCGAAGUCGCCGCCGUGGCAGAACAACACAAGGAAGAACUUUCCGCCGCUCAUACUUUAUCAUCAGAACUGCAGAAAUUAUUAGACGAAGCAUAUGCACUACUUAAAGAAAAAGAAAAUGAAAAAGACUCUCUAGGCAAAAGUAUGUCCGAAGAGUUAACUCGUGUUAAAGCAGAAUAUGAAAAAACAUUAAAUGAAGCUAAAACUAAAAUAGCAAUCGCUCAAACGGAAUUUGAAACACAGGUUUCUGUUUUGACUGCCAAAUUACAGUUAGCUGAAUCAAAACUAGAUGCUGAGAAACAGAACAUAGAAAGGCUUAACAAAGAGAAUAAUCAAACAGUUAUCGAUCUCAAUACUAAAAUAACACAACUUCAAGCCGUCCUUGAUGAUAAAACAUUGGAAUUAAAUAAAGUUUUAGGAAUGAGUAAAGAACAUGAAGUUAGCCUGAAUAAGGAAAUUACAAAGCUAAAAAUGGAAUUAAGCGCUAAAAUAUUAGACUUAGAACAAUUAGAGGAUUCAAAGAAGAAACAAGACAAUGUGUUCAAAAGUCUGCAAGAGGAAUUGAGUCGAAUCAAAGAAGAUCUAACAAAUAAAGAGAAUGAGUAUGAAACAUUUUUAAAUGAAGUAUCUCAACAAAACGAGAAAAACAAAGCAGAAAUUUUGAAAUUGCAACAAAAUCUACAAUCUAAGACAAAAGAUUAUGAAAGACUUCUCUCCGAGACUAGUGAAUCUUCCAAUUCUAAUGAAAAAGUGAUCAGCGAGUAUAAGGAAACGCUACACGAAAGAGAUAAGGAGAUAAUAAAGCUUAAAGAUGAGUUUGAACAAGCUACAGCUAACUUCAAUAUUAAGCACAGCAAAAUUGCAGAAGAGCAUAAAAAGGAAAUCGAUGAUCGCAAUUCUAAAAUAGAGCAGCUAAUUAAAGAAAUAGAAAGUCAUAAACUAGCCUUAGAUCAAAGUAAAAUAGAAUUGGAUACACUAAACUCACAGUUUACGCUUAACGUAGAUGAAUUGAAGGCAUUAAAAUUAGAAAAUGAACGUCUAAAACAAUCUAUUGAAGAAUUAACCCAAGCUAAUACUAAUCUAAAAGAAAAGAUGGCAGCUAUGGAAUUAGAAAUAGGAGAACUAAAACGGCAACUGAAUAGUAGUUUAGAAAAAUGUGAAGAACUGCAGGUGACAAAAGAGAAGAUAGAAAACGAGUAUAUGAACCUUACAGGCCAGACGACAGAUUCAAAUGAACAAUUCAACAAGUUAUCUCAACAUUUGAAAGAUACUGAAAAAGAUCUUCAGGAACUAAGAGAUAAACAUAGAGAAGUCACUAACAAUUAUGGACGAGUAGAACAAGAAUUAAAGCAGAAGCUGUUCAAGCUGCAAGAAGAUUUUUCAGUAGAGCGAGGUCAAUUAUUAGAUACGAUAAAUGAAAACAUGGAAAAACAAAAAGUAGAAGAAAUCAAAAUUAAGGAAUAUGAAAUGCAUGCUCUAGAACUUAGCAAUCACACAAAAGAACUAGAAAAUCAGAACGAUUCAUUAAUAGAUGAAAAUUCAAUUCUUAAGAGAGAAAUAGAAGGUUUAAGAGCGAAAGAACAAGAAUUAAGUAUUGAAUAUGACUCAAUACGUAAGAAGUUAGAAAUGGAAAUCGAUAGGUACAAGGAAGAUGUGUCGAUGCUUAAAGCUGAGGGGGCAACAUCUGAAGUAAAACUGAUGGAAAAGGUUGACCAGCUCACUGAAGCACAAAAUGACUUAAAUAAUAAACUCGAAGAAGCAAGAAAACACGAAGAUUCUUUACAAAAAGUUUUGGAUGACAUGACAGCGCAAAUGAAUAACAAAACCGCUCAGCACGAGAAGCAAAUUGUUCAUAUUCAAGAUCAGUUGGCUACAGUGAACGAAGAGUUGAAUAAAUGUAAAUCUGAAGAACAAAGACUGAAGGACCUGCUAGAAGAAAAACAAAAUUAUAUAAAGGAAAUAACGCUUAAAUCAGAAAUGUUUGAAGUGGACGUGAAAUCCCAUUUAGAAUUAAUUUCUGAAAAGGAUCGCCAAUUGGCUUCAGUAAAUGAAGAGUUAGGUAAAGUAACCGACAGUAAACAAAAAUUGGAAGAACAAUUCAAUAAUUUAACGGCAGAAGCUCUAGCAAUAAAACAAAAGUAUGAUAAUUUAGUCAGCAAUUCAACUGCAGAAGAAUCCAUGUUAAAAGAGCAAUUAGACCAAAUGGAAGCGCUAAAGAAGGAUUUGCUAAUAAUUUCUAACGAAAAAACACUUCUGGAAUCAAAACAUAACGAUGUUUCAAAUGAACUUAAAGAUUUAAGAGUUAAAUUAGAAGAAGCUGAAAAAGUUAUUAAAGUAAAUACCACCGUUACAGACAACUUAUCGAAAGAAAUAGGGGAAAAAGAUGGUUUAUUAAAAACACAUCUCGACCAGAUCACAGCAGAUGCUCAGAAAAUUAAAAAGUUAGAAGAAGAAAUAACUGAGAUUAGAAUAAACAUAACAAGCAAAGAUAAAGCUUUAGAAGAACGUGAAAUUGAGUUAACCAAAUUGAAGAAUUCUUUAAAAUCGGAAUCCAAUGAAACACAGAACAAUUUUAAUGCGCUACAGUCGGAAAACGAACAAUUAAAAGAAAAAUACAAAAAGGAAGUAGAAUCUCUGACCAAUGAAACAAAAACUUUAAGAGUUCAAAUUGUUGACAAGGAAAAACAAUUGGAAAAUCUACAGAAAACAUAUGAAAAGGUAACAGAACUACAAGAGCUAUUAGCAAAAUCCGAAAGCGAUAUAAAACAAUUAACAAAUAUAAAUGAAGGCCAAAAAUUAAAUUACGACGAUUUAAAUAAACAACUACAAACACAAUUCGAUGAAUACAAAAGAGAAAGCAGGAGCAAACGAAAUGACUUAAAAAAUCAAUUAAACGAAUUCGAAAAACAAUUGAUUGAAUCAAAAGGAAAACUGAAAGAAGAACUCGAGAAACAAAAUCAACUUCAAUGCAAACUUACGGACGCCGAAAAAAGGAUAUUAGAAUUAUCAGAAAAAUUGGAAUUAUUAACUGUACAACAAACAAGCGAUGUGAAUAAGGACGAAAGACUAGAAAAAUUGACACUUGAGUUACAAACAAUAAGAAAAACUAGCGCCGAAUCAAUGGCUAAAAGUGAACUGACAAUAAAUAAUCUGCAAAUAGAAGUUGACAAAAAAAUCAAAGACUUAAAACAAAAAGAUGAAAUGAUAAAUAAAUUACAAGAAGAAUUAAAGAGUCAUAAAGUGAAAGCAGAAGUUGCAGAAAGGGAGAAGGCUAUGAUACAGAAAGAAAUGAGUACGAUGGGAAAGAAUAUUCGAGACAAAAAUGACAACGACGCUAUGGGUACUUUGGGACAAGGCGACAAUGCCACUAUGAAUGUACAAGAAGAAAAGGAAAUUAUCGAUGGACAAGUGAGCUUUUUGAAUUCGGUGAUAGUAGACAUGCAGCGGAAAAACGAGCAGCUAAUGGCGCGAGUGCAAGCGCUGGAGGGGGGAACUACGCCAAACGAACCUCCAUUAUUUAACGGUCGCAAGACGCGCGCGCCGCGUCUCUUCUGUGACAUAUGCGAUGUGUUCGAUGAACACGACACGGAGGAGUGCUCGCGACAAGCCGCCUCGCCGCCGCCGCCCGCGUGCGCGCCGCCGCCGCCGCGACCAUACUGCGAUAUAUGCGAAGUGUUUGGCCACGCUACUGAAAACUGUGAUGAAGAAGAAACUUUUUAACGCCUAUUUAUUGAAAUUUAGUUAUAUUGUUACCGUUAUUUGUUGUUUGUUACUCUUGGCACGAGUAUUAUUUAUUGUUUACCAUUUACAGGUACGACUUGUUUAGUAGUUGAUAUCUUAGAAAUGUUGUACAUAAGAUCUUUGAUCUUUUAUCUAAGUUUUAAUUUAGCAUGUUAUUUUAAAAUAAAUCAGGUGAUUGUCUUUUUAUUUUUGUUAUGUUCUCUUGCGCAUUAUCUGGAUAUAAUGCAUACUGAGGAAUAUUUUUUAAUGAGCACUUACGCAAACCCAAUCAUGGUUUUAUUCUGUAUUGUAAACAAAAUAUGAUUCAAAUUAACACCAAUAUAUAGUGAAAUUUUUUUAAAAGCAAUAAAAUUAUGAAAGAAA